Fusarium oxysporum Fo47 is the source of this 1332-nucleotide messenger RNA. RefSeq lists its product as uncharacterized. NCBI's taxonomy places the organism in Eukaryota, Fungi, Ascomycota, Sordariomycetes, Hypocreales, Nectriaceae. The transcript has 3 exons. The record is from RefSeq and is a predicted model, not a curated record. Bases 1 to 1332 code for a protein of 443 amino acids.
AUGGACUGCUUUUCUAAACUCCCUGCUGAGCUCAGGAUCCGAAUCUUUUCUCAGUUCUCGUCCACAACUACAAUUUUUCGCCUCAUCCAAGCAUCUCCAAUCAUGCUUUUUCAGUACAGGGCAUCUAAAACAACUAUAAGACGGCAUUAUGUUGUCAACCUACUGAAUGGAGAUCGAUAUGAACAGCUCCUACAAGACGCCUUGUGCCUGCUUUAUCUGGAACUGGCCGAUAAUCGACCUGACAAUCACGUCAUGAGAUAUAUCAUUAUGCAGUGGUCCUCAAAGGCGUUACCCAAUCCUUUUGAAAAAAAGGAUCAAGCUACCAUUGAUGACCUCUAUAAACUGUUCUCCCAUAUGAGUAUGUUUGUGGAAGACUUCAUCAGCAAGGCCACUUCCUCAAACCCACCUCAAGCCUACCUUUGCCUUCCUCAAAUCGAGAUUCCAAGCAGAGGGCUCUACUACAACCAACACAGCUUUUGUCCAGAGCACGUCACUUUAGAUGAGCUCACUUCAUCAGAAUGUCAGCUUCUUGCAUGGGCAUUUAUCAGAUAUGACAUGCUCUGCAAAAUUGAUGGACAUAAGGCGGCAUUGCUGUUAGACGACGGGGAAUAUAGUGCUAUUACCAAAAAGUGCUUUACGAGACAAUUCCGCCGACCCGCAGCCCGGAAGGAUAUGAAGCUGCCACAACAAUGUAUUCCUGCAUUGUUAGGAUAUGUUUAUGAUUUGUCAGACCUCGGCUUUGAUCUACUCAGAAAUCUAGUACUCUUUGCAAACAAGACACAGCCCGAAGAUAUGCGAAGCUGGUUGUAUACGAUACUUUCCGAUUGGAGGAGGUCGCAGCAUCCGUCCCCUCGCAAUCAUGGCUUUCCCCUUAUCAGAAGGCUUUCGAUAGACUUAAACAGCUGUCUAGAUGGCUCGCUGAGAUCUUCCUUAGUGCAGAGAUUGUCUCUUACUCACUCAUUGGAUACCGUCCCUCCAUUCAGCAUUCUACCCUCGAUCUUGCAACGCAGCAUAUUUAGACAACGAGCGUGGGUUUUUCUGGAUGAUACGCGACUUUGCCAGAAGGGUCUUGACCACUUCCCGACAAUCGAAGAGCUUGAUAAGCAACAAACCACUGCGUAUGGAGUCGAAUACGUGCCUGGAGUCGAAGAGGGACAACGACUGCGCCUGUUACAACUUUACCAGUAUCGAAGAGAAGCGGGCAUCAAGGACACUCAAAACGAACGACAGGAGUAUAUUUUUAGAGAGAAUGAUGAAGCUUCCAUUCCUCGCUUCUUUGAUCAAACGGGCAAUAGAGAUGUGACAACAUUUUGGCGACACAUCCGAAACUAG